AUGAGGGCGUUAUUACAAGGGUUGCUGGUAUUCACUUUUGCUGCUGGGGUAUUUGGACGAUUACAUCUACUGAAUCCAAAUCGAAUUCCAAAAUGGAAGGCGUUGAACGAUCCGAAUCAGGGCCCUAUUUAUCCACAACCUGAACAAGUUCACAUCAGUUAUGCAGGUGAUCCAACAAAAAUGUUCGUCACCUGGUUGGCUUUUGAUGACACCGGAGUGGCAUAUGUUGAAUGGGGAGAAGGAAGACAUUGGGAUCGAAAUACUACGGCCCAUGUCUACCUUUUCAAAGACGGCCAAAAAGGCUCAGAUGAUCGCUACAUCUACCGUGCCUUGCUUACCGGGAUUGAGCCUGGAAAAACCUACCGCUAUCACGUCGGCUCUUCUUUCGGCUGGAGUUCUAUCUAUGAAUUUACCGGCUUGAAGGAAAGAUCUGAUGGUGGCUACCGUAUGGCCGUCUUUGGUGAUAUGGGAAAUCAGAAUGCUCGCUCAUUGGGAAAAAUUCAAGAAUUGGUACAGCGAGGAGAAUUGGAUAUGAUUCUUCAUGUUGGUGAUAUGGCGUAUGAUAUGAACGAAGAUCACAGCGAGAUGGGUGACGAGUUUAUGAGGCAAAUCGAGCCCGCUGCUGCUUAUAUUCCGUAUAUGGUGGCUGUUGGAAAUCACGAGAAUAAUCAAAACUUUACACAAUAUGUGAAUCGCUUUACGAUGCCUGGCUCGGAGAAUGGGUUAAUGUACAGCUAUGAUCUCGGCCCAGUCCAUUACGUCGUCAUCUCAACGGAAUUCUAUUUCUACACAAAUUGGGGCUAUGCUCAAAUUGGGAAUCAAUGGAAAUGGCUAUCUGAAGAUUUAGAGAAAGCCAAUGCCAAUCGCGAUAAAGUGCCUUGGAUCAUAACGAUGGGCCAUCGACCCAUGUAUUGCUCGGAUUUUGAUGGGGACGAUUGCACGAAAUAUGAGAGCAUCAUCCGAACUGGACUUCCCGGGACGCACGCUUAUGGGCUUGAGAAACUCUUCUACAACCAUGGAGUUGAUCUCGCCAUCUGGGCUCAUGAGCAUUCUUAUGAGCGGAUGUUCCCUGUUUAUGAUCGCACGGUAUACAACGGAACAAAAUCGCCUUAUCUUGAUCCGCCAGCCCCUGUUCACGUAGUCACCGGUUCAGCCGGAUGCCGCGAAAACACUGACCAAUUCGUCAAGCAUCCCCCGCCAUGGAGCGCUUUCAGAUCUUCUAACUACGGCUUCAGCUUGAUGCAAGUCCACAAUUCAACACAUUUGCAUUUCCAGCAAGUCGCCGCCGCAAAGGAUGAGGUUGAGGAUGACUUUUGGAUAGUUCGUACUCGUCAUGGGAAAAUGGGACGUGAAGAGAAAAAAAUGUUGAAAAGGCACGGCACCCACAUUCCGCACCAUUACUGUCAUCACCAAUCUCACUGCAAGGUCUACACCCCAUAUGGGGAAUUU
Molecule: messenger RNA, 1449 nt
Organism: Mesorhabditis spiculigera
Lineage: Eukaryota; Metazoa; Nematoda; Chromadorea; Rhabditida; Rhabditidae
Source: the annotation of a GenBank genome assembly